AUGUUCGUCGAUGAAACUUUCAAGCGUCUGUUUUCGCACGCGGGUGUGAUUGGCUGCGCAAUAAUCGAUCGCGAAGCUGGUCGCAUCGUCCAUGCGCGUGGUUCAAAAUGUAUCAACAAAAGUGAUUUUAUUGCAAGCGUGGCGUCUUUGUUGACCAACACCGCCUCUUUUUCUCUCAAAAACGACGAAGUUGACUACGACGAAGAUGGUCGAGGAAUCAAUAUGUCACCAAGGUGCAUACGCCUCCGAUUCGAGCGAAACGAAUUAGUCAUUGCACCGGGAGAGGAAUAUGCCUUAGUCGUAAUCCAAGAGUGUAAGAGAUGA
Messenger RNA from Bathycoccus prasinos, 324 nucleotides. RefSeq lists its product with no specific name. Bases 1 to 324 code for a protein of 107 amino acids. NCBI's taxonomy places the organism in Eukaryota, Viridiplantae, Chlorophyta, Mamiellophyceae, Mamiellales, Bathycoccaceae. The record is from RefSeq and is a predicted model, not a curated record. The transcript has a single exon.